Molecule: messenger RNA, 990 nt
Organism: Coprinopsis cinerea okayama7#130
Lineage: Eukaryota; Fungi; Basidiomycota; Agaricomycetes; Agaricales; Psathyrellaceae
Exons: 5
Coding region: 1-990 (329 amino acids)
Biological process (GO): maturation of SSU-rRNA from tricistronic rRNA transcript (SSU-rRNA, 5.8S rRNA, LSU-rRNA)
Cellular component (GO): nucleolus
Source: RefSeq, a predicted model, not a curated record
AUGCCGAACGCACUUGGAAGAAGGAACGAAUGGAGGGAAGCAGUAACGUUGAAUUUCCUGUUCUCCCUUGACCGCAAAGUUAUGGCCGAUGUCGAGCAAGCCGAGUUGCUGAAAAGCUUAUACGCUCACGGAGAGCAGUUCUUACAACAGUUCUCUCUUCCAAAGUCUCUCAAACCCACCAAAGCGCCUGUUCCAGCCCAUCACCAAGAAGAUAGCGAUGAAGGAGAAUCAGAAUGGAGUGGAAUUGGCUCAGACGAUGAAAGUGACUCGGAAGACGGAGAGGGAUACGACUCUGAGGAGGAAAUGGCCACAGCGGGACCCUCAGUGCAGCCCGAAAAACCUGUUGUCGUUUUCACGGACUUUAAAGGAACCGACAAGAGCGUCUCAAAAGCAGGAAUGAGAGAAUUUAUGUCGUCCAAAAUCUCGAAACUUCAACAAGAUCCUAGCUCUAAAGCAAAAGGAAAAAGGCCAGCGGAUCCGGAAUCUGAUGAAGAACUGUCAAACGCGAAAAACGAUGCUCUUCUACACAAACUCGUCCAUACUAAACUGCUGUCCGGUUCCCUGGAUCCCGAACUCAAAUUGACCCCUGCGCAGCGCAGGAAGGCUUUAGAGGGAAGAGUUGCCGAACUUGCGGGUGCCAUGACUGGAGAGGUUAAACUGGGAAAGGGAGAAUCAAAAAUACGAAAAGCCGAGCAUAACAGGGCAUCAAAACAAGUCCGAGAGGGCAUUGCUCAAAAGCAACGAGAACGACAGAAAAGAUGUUUGGAAGAGGCCAAAAACAUAGGAACAUAUCACCCCAGCCUUAAGAAACUCUUUGAAGACGAAUCUUCCCAAUCGUCCUCCCGCCAAAAUCGAAACCGUGGAAUGAAGAUGGGUGUUGGCAGGUUCAAGGGAGGUAUCUUGACCCUAUCCAAGAGCGAAAUCGAAAAGGUCCAAGGUCCAUCUCGAACACAGCGACGGCAGGGAACCCAUCCAUACAAACGAAAAUGA